CCCAAUGCUGUUGGGUUUUUUUUCCCUGUUUUGUCAUUACAGAGUACAGUCACGCACUGCACUGGUUUGGUGAACCUCAACCAUGUCUAUGGCGGUUUCAGUUUCAUCUUCCGAGCAAAGUGAUUGGGGCCAAAGGGUAUCGGAAAAGGUUCUUUCUUUCUACGCUUCUCUUCCCAAAAAGGGCAAACCUCAAGGCCGUGAAAUCACUGUUCUGGCUGCUUUCCUUCUCUCUUCUCCUUCUAAUGACUUAAGGGUUGUUGCAAUUGGAACGGGAACAAAGUGCAUUGGGCGUUCUCUCUUGCGAACUUGUGGUGAUGUUGUUCAUGAUUCGCAUGCUGAAGUCAUUGCUAGAAGAGCUUUGAUGAGGUUCUUCUAUACACAGAUUCAACAUCUUACUGAAACCAGUGGUAACCACGGACCUACCAAUGGAGGCAAACGGUUUAAAUUUGAUGAUGGUAACUUGCCAUUUGAGUUGGAUACAGGGUGUCUUAAUAAAGGGAAAUAUACUUUGAGGAAGGAUUGGAAAUUACAUAUGUACAUAUCACAGUUACCAUGUGGAGAUGCUUCACUCAGUUCGGUUGUCUCUCCUUUGGAAACUGUUCUUUUAGGAGAAAGAGAUUCAGCUUCACCUUUGGACAACGGUUUAAGCCAACCCGGGAUGGUCCAGAGGAAGCCGGGUCGUGGUGAUACAACGCUGUCAGUUAGUUGCUCUGACAAGAUAGCCCGUUGGAAUGUUGUUGGUGUUCAAGGAGCUUUGCUUUCCUACUUUAUUCAACCUGUAUAUCUUUCUUCAAUCACUGUUGGUCUUCCCAUUAACAGUCCCGGGAAUUUUUAUUUGGAGGAUAACAUGAAAAGAGCCUUGUAUGAACGGAUCCUGCCCUUAUCGAGUAAACUGAAGGCACCAUUUCUGGUGAACCAGCCGAUAUUUCACGCUGCACCAGUACCACCAAAGGACUUUCAGCAAUCUGAGAGUGCAGCCGACACUUUAACAUGCGGAUAUUCUAUAUGCUGGAAUGAAUGUGGGUUGCACGAAGUCAUACUGGGAACCACUGGAAGAAAGCAAGGCACCUCUGCAAAAGGGGCACUCUACCCAUCCACGCAGUCAUCUUUGUGCAAACAGAGGCUGCUAGAGGUUUUCUUGCCACUGAGAAGGGAAAAAUUGAGCAGUUCUCUGGUCAAUGGGAUUACCUACCGAGAACUUAAGGAUGGAGCUGAAGAAUAUAAUCUGGCUUCCAAAAUUUUCAAAGGGAAGCCACCUUUUAACAGGUGGUUCUUGAAACCCUUAGAUUGUGAGGCAUUCCCCGUUUCAGAAUAAUAGAGUCCUUCUUUGGUUUUGUCAUCCAACUUCUGUAAUCUGAGAAUGUAGCUCAAUUGGACAUGGUUGCACAUUCCAAGAGACAGAGGGGUAGAAUAGUAGAAUAGAAGCUUCAUAAAU
Molecule: messenger RNA, 1435 nt
Organism: Vigna umbellata (rice bean)
Lineage: Eukaryota; Viridiplantae; Streptophyta; Magnoliopsida; Fabales; Fabaceae
Product: denosine deaminases acting on tRNA
Biological process (GO): adenosine to inosine editing; RNA processing
Cellular component (GO): cytoplasm; nucleolus
Molecular function (GO): adenosine deaminase activity; double-stranded RNA binding; tRNA-specific adenosine deaminase activity
Source: RefSeq, a predicted model, not a curated record